Messenger RNA from Neoarius graeffei (lesser salmon catfish), 2287 nucleotides. RefSeq names its product gastrula zinc finger protein XlCGF26.1-like. Gene Ontology annotation, molecular function: RNA polymerase II cis-regulatory region sequence-specific DNA binding; DNA-binding transcription factor activity, RNA polymerase II-specific. The transcript has 2 exons. The record is from RefSeq and is a predicted model, not a curated record. Gene Ontology annotation, cellular component: nucleus. Bases 178 to 1914 code for a protein of 578 amino acids. Lineage: Eukaryota; Metazoa; Chordata; Actinopteri; Siluriformes; Ariidae. Gene Ontology annotation, biological process: regulation of transcription by RNA polymerase II; central nervous system development.
GAAGAUGUCUAUUUACUGCGUUUGUGCAGAAUAGCCAGUUGGGUCAUUAUUAUUAUUAUUACUACUAGUAGCGUUACAAAAGCAUAAUUAAAUCUAGGCAAGUUAAAAAAAAAGGUUGUUAUUGUGUCUGUAUCUGAAAUGGUUAACUAUUUUCGGCUUUAAAGCUUGCUUUACGGAAUGAGAACAUCUCUUCAUAGUCUCCUCCUUUUUGUGUUCACUUUCCUACAAACAAAUCUCAAAUUUAACUUGUGCACAUCAAGAGCUGCCGCUAUGAUGAAAUCAGAGGAGAUUAAAAAUGAGAACGUACCCAUGAAGAUCUCCAGUGGUCAAGAGAUCUCAUCUGGAAUUCAUGACAUUAACACCACGUGCAGAGAAACGAAGCCAGAAACGUACCAGUGCUCUCACUGUGGGAAGAGUUUUAGUGAUCUGGGAAUUCUUGAAACACACCAUUGUGUUCACACAGGAGAGAAGCCUUAUUACUGCACAGAGUGUGGGAAGAGUUUUGCCAGAGCGAACAACCUCCAACAACAUCAGCGCAUUCACACAGGAGAGAAGCCGUAUCACUGCUCAGAAUGUGGAAAAAGCUUUAGAGAUAAAGGAAGUUUCAAAACACAUCAGCGUAUUCAUACAGGAGAGAAGCCGUAUUGCUGUUUGGAAUGUGGGAAGACUUUUAGACAACACAGUCAUCUCCGACUACACCGACGCGCUCAUACAGGAGAGAAGCCGUAUCACUGCUCACAGUGUGGGAAGAAUUUUACUGAGAAAGGAACGUUUGUGAAACACCAGCUCGUUCACACAGGAGAGAAGCCUUAUCAAUGUUUACAGUGCAGGAAGAAUUUUACUGAUCGAGGAAAUUUUGUCAAACACCAGCGCAUUCACACAGGAGAAAGGCCAUAUUACUGCUCACAGUGCGGGAAAAGUUUUAGUGAUGCAGGAAAUCUCAAAAAACACCAGCACAUCCACACAGAAGAAAAGCCAUAUCACUGCUCAAAUUGUGGGAAGAAUUUUACCCGAGAGGACACCCUCCAACAACACCAGCGCAUUCACACAGGAGAGAAGCCGUAUCGCUGCUCACAGUGUGGAAAAAGUUUUAGUUAUGCAGCAACACUCCAAACGCACCAGCGUAUCCACACAGGCGAGAAGCCGUAUUACUGCCCGCAGUGUGGAAAAAGUUUUAGUUAUGCAGCAACACUCCAAACACACCAGCGCAACCACACUGGGGAGAAACCUUAUCAGUGUUUACAAUGCGGAAAGAGUUUUACUGACAGUAGAACCUUUGUGAAACACCAGCGCAUUCAUACAGGAGAGAAGCCUUAUUACUGCUCUCAUUGUGGGAAGAGUUUUACCCGAGAGGACACCCUUCGACAACACCAGCUCAUUCACACAGGAGAGAAGCCAUAUCUCUGCUCAGAAUGUGGAAAAAGCUUCAGAGAUAGAGGAGGUUUCAAAGCACACCAGCACAUUCACACAGGGGAGAAGCCGUAUCACUGCUCAGAGUGUGGGAAAAGUUUUUGUUAUGCAGGCACAUUCAAAAGACACCAGCGCAUCCACACAGGAGAGAAACCAUAUCAGUGUUUACAGUGCGGGAAGAGUUUUACGGAUAGCGGAACACUUGUGAAACACCAACACAUUCACACAGGAGAGAAGCCCUAUUACUGUUCAGAGUGCGGAACGAGUUUUAAGCGAGACGAUAAUCUCCAAAGACAUCGACGUGUUCAUUCAGCAGAAAAGCUGUAUAUUUGCUCUCAGUGUGGAAAAAGCUUUAGGGAUAGAGGAACUCUGAAAUCACACCAGCACAUUCACACAGGAGAGAAGCCGUAUCACUGUUCACAGUGUGGACAGAGCUUCACUUACUUAAGGGUAUUUAAGAAACACGAGUGCAUUAUAGCGGAGCUGUCAGUGUGUCACAUAUGAAUUUGUGAGGUCAAGAAAUAGAAUCAUUAUUAUUAUUAGGGGUGUAAUGAUGCGCUCCAGUCACAAUUUGUUUUGAUUCAUGAUAAGGGUUUCAUGAUUUGAUUCAAACUGAUUGUCAGUUAUUUUGAACAGAAUUGAAUGAAGAAAAAAUGACUGCAAAGACUCCUUUUUAUUUUUGAAUCAUAAACAAUGCAAAACAAUGUGCACUUUUGUCUGUAAAAUGAAAACAAAUUAACAGAGGCGUGCUUCUAACAGAGGCUUUAAUACCAUAAACAGAAUGUACUACAGUUUCACUGUAGCUGAAAAAUAAAUAAAUACAUUCAGUGGUGGCUGGUGGUAUUUUUUUGGUGGGGAGGAUAGUGAGUAAUGUCAC